AUGAGUGACGGGAAUCUGAACUCUGACCUUUCUUCCUCCUCUCCUACUUCUUCUGCCUCACCCUCGCUGUUCCCUUCCCCCUUCACCUCCCCUUGCGCACAGGCGGUCAUACAGUACAUAACAUAUUUAAGCGAAGCGGAGCUACAAACCUUCAAAGACCUUUUAGUGCGUGAGAACCCCAGACCUGACUCUGUGCAGCUGACGUCUGAGCAGCUGAAGGCGGCCAGUUACGGUGAGGUGGUGCAUCUCCUGAUGGAGUACUUCCCCGGACGACUGGCUUGGGAUUUGACCCAUAAGCUCUUUGCCAAGAUGGACAAGUCAGCGCUGUGUCUUCGGUUACAAAUGGAGAUGAAAGGAAUUCCAUUUGACAGCCCACCAGAGGACUUGAGCCCAAGGAAAAUACAAAUGGAUAUGAAGAAAGAAGAAUCUGAUAAAAUACAGGAGUACAAGUUGGAUGUGAUGAGUAAGUAUUCCACCCGAUGGAACAGGGCUGCUUGGCCUGAAAGCCACAUGGAUUUCAUCUACCAAGAUGUACACAGAGACGAGAAGUGCAUACCUCUUUUAUUCCUUCCCCAGAAACCUCAGUGUAGACAGCCCAAGACUGUCGUCCUGCAGGGAUAUGCUGGGAUUGGAAAAACAACCCUAGCCAAAAAGGUGAUGUUGGCAUGGGCAGAAAAUAAGUUCUACUCCCACAAGUUCUGGUAUGCUUUCCACUUCCAUUGUCAAGAAGUGAUCCAGGGAGCUGAGCACAGCUUCUGUGAGCUAAUUGUGCAAAAGUGGCCUGGAUCUCAGGCUUUGCUCUCAAAAAUUAUGUCCAAACCAGACCACAUUCUUCUCCUCUUUGAUGGUUUUGAGGAGCUCACAUCUACCCUCGAAGAAAGACAAGCUGAACUGAGUGGAAACUGGAGCCAGAAAUUGCCUGGGUCCAUUCUUCUGGGCAGUUUGCUGAGCAAAAGAAUGCUUCCUGAAGCCGCCCUACUGAUCGUGAUGAGGUUCGCGUCUUUGGAGAAACUUAAACCCUUGCUGAAAUGUCCCUUUUCUGUAACCCUUAAGGGAUUCAGUACAGAUGAAAAAAUCGAGUAUUUCAAUAAGUAUUUCAGGAGCCACAGGGAGGUGGAUAAAGCCUUGCGAGUGGUAAUGGGAGACAGGAUGUUCUUCUCCAUGUGCCGGACCCCCGUGGUUUGCUGGAUUGUCUGCUCUGUUCUGAAACAGCUGAUGGAAAGAGGAGCAGAUCUCAGGGAGACGUGUCCAAAUUCCACAGCUGUGUUCAUCUGGUAUCUUUCUAGCUUGUUUCCAACCAGAGCUGGAGACCCUCACAAACAGACUUUCCAAGAACAACUGAAUGCUGUGUGUCAUUUGGCUGCAAAAGGGAUGUGGGACAUGAGAUGGGUGUUCGAUAAGAAAGACCUUGAGCAGUCCAAGUUGGAUGAGACUGGCGUUGCUACUUUAAUCAGCGUGAAUAUCCUUCAGAGGGCUGGAGACAAUGAAGACCGUUAUACCUUUGCUCACUUGAGUUUCCAGGAAUUUUUUGCUGCUUUGCUGUACGUUCUCUGCUACCCACAAAGAUUCCAGACUUUUCAGGCUUUGGACCAUGGAGAUAUCAAGCGACUGAUAGCAAACCCUGAAGGAAGCAAGAACUAUCUCUCUCAGAUGGGGCUUUUCUUAUUUGGCCUUUUAAAUGACAUGCGGGCUUUGGCGGUGGAGCAGGCAUUGGGGUGCAAGUUGACCACGGGCAAUAAGAAGAAACUGUUGAAUAGCAUAACCCAAGUACACGAAUGGGACCCACUUCCUCCGUGCUGUGCAGUCCCACAGUUAUUCUACUAUCUGCAUGAGAUCCAGGAGGAGGCAUUUGUGCGUCAGGCCCUAAAAGAUUACUAUAAAGCUACUUUGAAGAUUAAAAAGAAGAUAGACAUGCAAGUCUCUGCUUUUUGCCUUAGGCACUGCCAACAUUUGCAGGAGAUGAAACUGAGUAUCAGAGGAGAGAGGUUCAACACGGAGUCCUUUUCUUCCCCCCGACUAGAAGACAAUGUUAGGUUAUUCCUAUGGUGGCAAGACUUCUGCUCUGUCUUCUGGACAAAUGAGGGUUUGGAAGACUUGGCCAUGACGAACAGUGUUUUAGAGCCUGCUUUUGUGAAGGUUCUUUCUACCGCACUGACACGCCCUCAAUGUAAACUACAAAAACUACGCUUUAGGAGUGUGAAUCCACCCAUGUUGAGUGAAGACUUAAUCCGAGUGUUGACUGAUAACCAGUUUCUGAGAUACUUGGAAAUAAGUCACACAAAAGUGGAGAGUGAGACCAUGAGACUUCUGUGUUCCGCGCUGAAGCACCCGCAGUGUCAUCUGCAGUGUCUGAGGCUGGAGGACUUCCCGGUCACGCCUGAGCACUGCUGCAAAAUUGCCUGGGCUCUCAAGGAUAACGUGCACCUGAAAACCCUUUUGCUGAGACGUAGCUCCCCACAGGACCUUGGUGCUUAUUACCUAUUCAUGGCCUUGCAGCAGCCGGAAUGUCGACUGGAGAGGCUGUCGUUGGAGAAUUGUGGCCUCACGGAGUCGUCUUGUAAGAGUCUUGCCCCUUCACUCAGGAGUAGUAAGAUGCUCACCCAUCUGAGCUUGGCAGAAAAUUCAUUGAAGGAUGAAGGGGUAAAGAUGCUUUGGGAGGCCUUGAAACACUCAGAGUGUCCCCUACAGAGGCUGGUGCUGAGGAAGUGUGCCCUGACCUCCGCUUGCUGUCAGGAUGUGGCCUCUGCUCUUAAUAAAAAUAAAAACCUGAGAAGUCUAGACCUUGGGUUUAACAGCCUGAAGGAUGAUGGGGUUAUCCUGCUGUGUGAGGCUCUGAUGAGCCCUCGCUGUGCUUUACAGACCCUGGAACUGGAAACAUGCCAGCUCACGUCCACCUGCUGCCAGGCUGUGGCCGCCAUGCUCCUCCACAACCAAAGUCUGAGGUAUCUGGACUUGACCAAGAAUGGCAUUGGAUCCAGUGGCAUACAGCUCUUGUGUGGGGCCUUUCGGGACCGAAAACAGAGAGCGAAGAUCUCUUUAACAAGUGAUCCAAAAGAAAGGGAGACGGAGGGAGGGAAGAGGGAGAUGGGGAGAGGGAGAGAGCGAGCCCAAAGCAGAGCCACAGACUUUCACUACUUAAUCUUGAAAGUGACAUCCCGUCACUUCUGCCUUGUUCUGUUGGUCACACAUACGAGCCCCGACUCCGUGAGAGAAGGGACUACCCCAGGAUCCGACAGCAGGAGGCUAGGAUCCCCGGAGGCACCUCCUACACCUAUGAAGUUUGGGAACCAUAGACGCAGGAGAUGUUACAGAACGGGGCUUCCCAGCAGGACGGGGACAAUACCAGAGGCAGGUGGACAGAAUGACAAUCAGAGGUGCUUACGGGAACCAGGGAUCCUUGAUGAUGACGAAGAUUGCGGUGUUGCUAGGGUGAAGUAG
Choloepus didactylus (southern two-toed sloth) is the source of this 3438-nucleotide messenger RNA. It is a transcript of the gene NLRP8, whose product is annotated as NLR family pyrin domain containing 8. Bases 1 to 3438 code for a protein of 1145 amino acids. The transcript has 11 exons. Gene Ontology annotation, cellular component: cytoplasm. Gene Ontology annotation, molecular function: protein binding. Gene Ontology annotation, biological process: regulation of inflammatory response. NCBI's taxonomy places the organism in Eukaryota, Metazoa, Chordata, Mammalia, Pilosa, Megalonychidae. The record is from RefSeq and is a predicted model, not a curated record.